UCGACCGUCAGUGACGCCGAAGCCAGCAAUUGUGGUGUGUGUGUGUGCUGCUGCUGCUCUGCAGGGUCGUUUCCCUAUUUAAAAUAUAACGCAAGCUCACCGACGGAGAUUCAGUAACGAUGGCUGAAGGCGACAACAAAAGCGCAAAUAUGCUAGCUCAGGAAACGGCCCAGCUGGAGGAGCAGCUGCAGGGCUGGGGUGAAGUGAUCCUGGCUGGGGAUCGUGUCCUGCGCUGGGAGAAACCUUGGUUCCCUGGAGCCCUGUUGGGUGCUACCACAGUGCUCUUCCUCCUAAUUUACUACCUGGACCCAUCAGUGCUGACUGGGCUCUCCUGCGCUGUCAUGCUGCUCUGCCUAGCAGACUACCUGGUGCCUACCCUCGCACCCAGAGUCUUCGGCUCCAAUAAGUGGACCACCGAGCAGCAGCAGCGUUUCCAUGAGAUCUGCGGCAACCUGGUGAAGACCCAGCGUCGGAUGGUGGGCUGGUGGAAGCGUCUCUGCGCCCUCAAAGAGGAGAAGCCCAAAAUGUACUUUGCCUCAGUGAUUAGCAGCUUGCUGGCAGUGGCCUGGAUUGGACAGCAGGUGCACAACCUGUUCCUCACCUAUCUGAUUGUGAGCUUCCUGCUUCUGCUGCCUGGACUGAACCAGCACGGCGUCAUCACCAAGUACGCUUCCAUGGCCAAGAGGGAGAUCAACAAACUGCUCAAACAGAAGGAGAAGAAGAAUGAGUAGAUGAUGUGUGGAGGUGAAUCUCUGAAGAUGAACCAUGAUGCAAAAUGGAAGGUGGAAGGAAGUUGUUUGAAGAAAAGACAGAGGGGAGCACAAAAGUUAAAAAAAAGAGCCUUCUGCUUCCUCGGUCUCUGCCCCAGAGCAAGACACAUUUUUUUUUUUUUCCACACAUUUGAUAAGUUUCAUUUCUCUCUCCACAUUUUGACAUUUGAACUUUGUCACCCAUUUGAUUUUUUUUUUUUUCUUUUGAAUUUAUCUGCCAUGCAUGCAGCCACGAUAUGAAGGUUCUGAUAUUGUCACAUGUUCACACAAAGCACUGAAAUGCUCAACCACACACAUACACCUGCAAUGUACACAUAGUUGAAAUCUUCCUUCUGUUUCUUAGGUUAAGUGUGCUUCAUUUUAAGAUGUCAGUAAUGCUUUUAAGCCAUUCCCUCUACAUAGACAAAGUGACUACUGAGCAGUUUUUGUAGCAUUACUGCAUCAUUUUAACCUCUCACAGAUUCCACAGUAUUUUCUUUUCAGGACAGUUUUUGUCACAUUAGGAAAGGUCAUGUAAAUUUUACUUUUUUUGCUUAUUCCGCUUUGGUUGUAUUUAAAAAUAACGCUGAAACAAAACUGGAUUUAAAGCAGAGCUCGUCAGGGGCGCAACUGUUUCUAGAUACAAGCCUACUGCUGUACUGCUGCUAGCUGGACUCUGUGGUCUAUUAGCUCUUCUAUAAAACCCCACAGUGUGUUACUGGUGUGGGAUGUCUCUGUGUAAAUAGGCCUCCGUCUCUGUCUGUUCUGUUUUCUCUUGUUAUUUAUAUGUUCUUUCCUCCUCGAUCUCAUCAUUUCUGGUUUGAUUACUGUCAUUUCAUUUUUUGUCUUUAUUGGAAUUCUUUAAGAAUGAAUAAAGUUUGAUUUAAAUGAA
Epinephelus moara (kelp grouper) is the source of this 1641-nucleotide messenger RNA. RefSeq names its product ADP-ribosylation factor-like 6 interacting protein 1 (gene arl6ip1). The record is from RefSeq and is a predicted model, not a curated record. NCBI's taxonomy places the organism in Eukaryota, Metazoa, Chordata, Actinopteri, Perciformes, Serranidae. The transcript is spliced from 6 exons. Bases 120 to 731 code for a protein of 203 amino acids.